AUGGGCCUCAAUCUGCCCGAUCCGCUGCCGCUGCUGGCGCGGACCCAGGCCCGCCGCCUCCGCGUCCCGCUGCUGGUGGCCGUCGUGUCCUUUUUUGCUGCAGGCGCACUGCAGCUGUGGUGCUGGGUUGAGGGCUGGUACCAUUUGCUGAUUGGUCUUCCUGACCCGGUCUGCAAGGGUGUGCGGCAAUGGUUGCUCAUGUAUCUCUUGGCUUUGACCAUGGCUCCUUUUAUGUACGUGGUGGCCGUUCCGGUCGUCCUCUAUUAUGCCAUCUACGGCGGUCCUCUCGUGGCUUCGGAGUCUGCCGCGUGCUGGAAGAAGGCUCCGGACUUGCGUGUCUUCAUCCUGAAUAUCCAAAAACGCAGCUUGUGGACCGUGAUCGCGAUGCUGCUGCUGACGCUGUCGCUUAUGGUGCUCAGGUAUCGUGUUUCCAGCCUGCGUCGGAUGUGGGACUCAUCGGGUCCGGCAUUGGAGACAGUGAUUAACUCCAUCGUGGAGGCCCCGGCUGUGACGGUGGAGCCUGGCACUGAAUGUGCUAUCUGCCUCGAGACGGAUGCUGCCGACGGCAGCAGCUGGAAGGCACUACCAUGCCACCAUGCAUUUCACGAGGACUGCCUCCUUCACUGGCUGCGUUGUGGCCGUCGUUGUCCGCUGUGCCGCCUGGACCUGGUCCAGGCACUGCUCCCCACAGAGAGUGGGAACGCUACCGCCGCCCCUGCAGAUGCAGCACCUCAUGCACCUGACACAGCGAGUUCAGCGAACGUGCAGCUAGGCCAGAUGGCAGGUGAGAGCGACACACCCGCCGUCUGA
This is a messenger RNA of Symbiodinium necroappetens, 810 nucleotides long. The record is from the annotation of a GenBank genome assembly. NCBI's taxonomy places the organism in Eukaryota, Dinophyceae, Suessiales, Symbiodiniaceae.